Messenger RNA from Verticillium alfalfae VaMs.102, 375 nucleotides. RefSeq lists its product with no specific name. The coding region runs from base 1 to 375 and encodes 124 amino acids. Lineage: Eukaryota; Fungi; Ascomycota; Sordariomycetes; Glomerellales; Plectosphaerellaceae. The transcript is spliced from 2 exons. The record is from RefSeq and is a predicted model, not a curated record.
AUGCCUCCGGCAAGACGGAAGGUUGAGGUCGAGCUUGGUGCGGCAGAUGGAAAGCAGGCCUUACCAAGACGGUCGACACCGCCCACCAUCAGAGUCAAAGGAGUCAGACAGCGACUCGGUGGGGCGGCAGACGAGGGGAAGGCACUCCCCGGAAGGGUCUCGGUGCUGGGUCUGUUGGCAGCCACAGCCCACUACGCCUACUGCACCUUCCCUCUAAAGUCCAAGACCACGACUCCCCCUGCUUUGCGCCCCUCGCAGCUUGCUGCAGGACCGAGACCACCCAUCCCCAGAGGCAAGAACGCAAGUCCUCAUCCGCUUGACCCGCCGCUGCCACACAUGACAUGCCCAAACGCAAACCAAUGGCAACAGGCCUAA